Messenger RNA from Rosa chinensis, 2928 nucleotides. RefSeq names its product pentatricopeptide repeat-containing protein At3g03580-like. Gene Ontology annotation, molecular function: RNA binding; protein binding. Lineage: Eukaryota; Viridiplantae; Streptophyta; Magnoliopsida; Rosales; Rosaceae. Gene Ontology annotation, biological process: RNA modification. The record is from RefSeq and is a predicted model, not a curated record.
CUUUUUCGUACUCAAAUGAGAACUGCGAACGUAAGCAGCUUCUAUGGUCUUAGCAAACAAGUUGUCUAUUCAAUGUUCUCAAAAUCUCUGUCUUCCAGUAAAACUAGAAGAGAAGUACACAAACUCAACUCACUGAUCAUCACUUUAGGAUUACACCAAUCUGUGUUGUUCUCUGGCAAGCUCAUAAGCAAGUAUGCCCAACUCAGAUACCCCAUUUCUUCCCUCUCAGUUUUCCACCAAGUUUGGCCCAAACACAAUCCCUAUCUAUGGAACUCAAUCAUCAGAGCACUUAUCCAUAAUGGGCUUCACUCAAAAGCUCUUGACCAUUACAAUGAAAUGCAUGGAAUGAAUGUUCAGCCUGAUAGGUAUACCUUUCCUUCAGUGAUCAAUGCCUGUGCUGGGUUGUGUGAUCUGGAAAUGGGUAUGGUUGUGCAUCACCGUAUUCUGGAGAAGGGUUUCGGCUCAGACUUGUAUAUAUGUAAUGCAUUGAUAGAUAUGUAUGCUAGAUUUGGUGAACUUGGUAAUGCACGCCAUGUGUUCGAUGAAAUGCCUGAAAGAGAUAUUGUGUCGUGGAAUAGUCUGAUUUCGGGGUACGGUUCAAAUGCAUAUUGGGAGGAAGCUUUGGAAAUGUUUCGUAGAUUAAGAAUUGAUGGGUUGUUACCGGAUUGUUUUUCGAUAUCUAGUGUUCUGCCUGCGUGUGGAGGCUUGGUUGAUGUUAAGGAGGGUCGGUUAGUUCAUGCUAUGGUUGAAAAGAUUGGAGUGCAUGCAGAUGUUUUAGUAAGUAAUGGGCUUCUCUCAAUGUACUUCAAAUUUGGUUGGUCUAAAGAUGCUCAUUCUUUUGAUGAGAUGGUAGUUAGGGACUCUGUUAGUUGGAACACUGUGAUUUGUGGGUACUCGCAGUUGGGAUUAUUUGAAGAGGCAAUCAAUUUGUUCAGGGUAAUGAUAAAGGAAUUCACACCUGAUUUGCUAACAAUCACAUCCGUGCUCCGUGCUUGUUCACAUUUACAAGACUUGGAACUUGCAAAAUAUGUUCAUGGCUACAUGAAAAGAAGUGGUUUUGAAUUUGAUACAAUGGCGAACAAUGUACUUAUUGAUACGUAUGCAAAAUGUGGAAGUCUAUUAGCUUCACGGGAAGUAUUUGACUACAUGGAAUGCAGAGAUUCUGUGUCAUGGAAUUCUAUGAUCAAUGGUUACUUUCUUAAUGGUUGUUUUGAUGAAGGGUUAAAUCUUUUUAAGAUGAUGCGGAGUAAUAUGAAACCUGAUUCUGUGAGUUGUGUGACAAUUCUGUCUGUCUAUACUCAAAUCAGACAUGUGGACCAGGGGAAAAUGAUCCACUGUGAUAUAGUGAAGCUGGGAUUUGAUUCAGAUGUUAUUGUCAACAAUGUUCUUGUCGAUUUGUAUGCUAAAUGUGGCAAAAUACAAGAUGCACUAAAAGUAUUUGACAGCAUGACAGCACGUGAUGUUGUAACAUGGAAUAGCAUAAUUUCUGCAUGCACCCAUAAUGAAGACUGUAGUUUAGGUUUUAAAAUGAUUCUUAGAAUGAGAAAUGAGGGAGUGAUGCCUGACACAGCAACAAUGUUAGGCAUCUUACCAGUGUGUUCCUUACUUGCUGCCAAGCAAAAAGGACAAGAGAUCCAUGGCUGCAUUUUCAGGUUAGGAUUUCAUUCAGAUGUUCCAGUUGGGAAUGCACUAAUCGAAAUGUACUCUAGUUGUGGUAGCUUGGAAAGCUCCAUACGAAUAUUUGAGCAAAUGUACAUAAAGGAUGUGGUGACAUGGACUUCGUUGAUCUCUGCAUAUGGGACAUAUGGUGAAGGUGAGAAAGCAUUGAGAGCAUUUGAAGAAAUGGAAGCAGCUGGUGUUCUUCCUGAUCAUCUAGCUUUUCUAGCCGUCAUAUAUGCUUGUAGCCAUUCAGGUUUGGUAGAAGACGGUCUGGCUUACUUUGACCGAAUGAAGAAACACUACAAAGUUGAGCCUAGGAUGGAGCACUAUGCUUGUGUAGUUGACCUUCUAUCCCGCUCUGGGCUAUUAGCUCAAGCUGAGGACUUUAUCCAUACAAUGCCGAUGAAGGCUGAUGCAAGUAUAUGGGGAUCUUUACUUAGUGCUUGCCGAGAAAAUGGAGAAGAAAAGAUAGCUGCACAUGUCUCAGAGCAGAUUGUUCAAUUGAAUUCUUAUGACACGGGGUAUCAUGUUUUGGUGUCGAAUGUAUAUGCAGCUUUAGGGAAGUGGGAUAAAGUGAGAACGAUGAGGAAACACAUGAAAGCUAAAGGACUCACAAAAGAUCCUGGAUUUAGCUGGAUGGAGAUUCAAAAGAAGGGCUGAGGUUGUCUUUUGUAGUUGUAGGUUUGCUGGGCAAGCAAGGGUUUCAUGAUUUGCGAUUCAUCUCACUUCUGAGAAGGAUGAGAAGAAAGACUUUAUAAGAGAGGGAUAGGCUGGCCAUAUCAGAUAGGGCGAGGUUCUGAAAGGUUGAGAUCUGGGCCUGUAAUUGAUGUACCAGCGCCAGCAUUCAUGUGGGUUAGGUCUGAUAUGAUUGGGAACAGUUUUGUGUGUACUUCUAAAAGAGCAGGACCUGUCAUUUUUUUAACAUGCUUUAAAUUUCAAUUGUUGGAUGUUGAAACCGAGUAAGACAUCUGCCAACGACAGGAAGAGGAAGUUAUCAAUGACAGGAUUGCAUUGCAAAACUUUCAGAUUUCGGGUUGGUACGGCUUGGACCAAUAGAUAUGGAAGCUCGCACGUAACAACACACGUCAUGGGUACUUAUCACUUAUGGCUAUGCAGGCCCAGAGCAUGUCGCAACUGGUAAUUCUGCAAUUUCCAAAAAUGCCUUGAUAGCUAUCCGGGUUGGACUUCUUGACGGCGACGGCCAUGCUGAUGCCUGCCUUAGACAGCGCGUACGUGUUCUCGUCCAACAACACAACGCCCCCCCCACCA